GUCAGCUAGGCAGUAAAGCAUUCAGUGAGGAAUGUGCAGAAUUGCUGAGAACCAGCACCUAGUCAUCCUGGAGCUCCGCAGCUAUUCCAGUGUUAGCACUAACUGAGCAGGACUUCAUAGCACUGGGCUACUUAGCCAAACAGCAAGCACUGGCGAGUCAGACUCCCCAUCAACUACUGAUUGUCAAGACUAAACCAGAAUGAACAUUUCUCUAUAACUAACACCUUACUGUCCACAGCCAUUUAUUCCAGGUUCUUUGGUUAACAAUAACCUCGAGCCACGUGAAGCAAUGCAACGCUCAAAACGUCUUGCUAUUAAUGCAGACAAGCAGUGGGAGGUGGAUAGGCGGGGUGCUAAACGGGCAGAAGCCAGGCUUACCAAUGGUAUUCAUGAAAUCGAAGAAGCCCAACUGUACCAUGUCAACAACAUGAUAAAGGAGCAGAAACGCAUCCAAAUGGAUCUCAUGAGAAUCAAAGAAGCAUCCAAGAAGACUCCUGGCAAUCCUAGAAGCAAACACCCUGACUAUAGCACUGGCAGAGUACCCCAGCAUCCAUCCAGCAAUGGUGGCAGGAGACAAAAUCCUGUCCCUGGCAUAGUAGGCGGAAGCACAGUUAAAAAGCCAGAGCCUAUGACAGCAGGGCCAGUGAUGGCAUCUGGCUCAUCUAUGACUCUACAGAAUCGUAUAAAUGACUUCAUGGAUGGUGUUAACAGCAGGGGGGCAAAGAUGGGGUCUUCAUCUAUCCCUAGACCAGAGUCUGAGUCCAGCUCUACAGAAGAUAACAUGAGUGCAGUAAAUAAUAUUAAGAGACUGAGUAUCUCUGAGAAUCCCACAGCGAUGGAAGAAUUUGUCUCCAACAAUGAGGAGCAAGGCUCAUCUUAUGGCAUCCAUACAGAGGCUAAUGAAAGCACAGUAGGAACUGUUCACAAAUCUUCAGGUGUUGUUCCUCAAAGACUGGGACAUACCAACACUCAAUCUGUUGGACAAAGGAGGGGUUCUCUGUUUAAAGAAAACCUAGUUUUUGACAAGGAAGUUUAUGCCCCAGAUGGAAGUCUACGCACCAUACAUACAAUGCCUGACCUCAAUAAAUCUCUGGAAGAAGCUAGAAAUGCCAGAUAUAUUCGUUACAGGCACAGGCCUGACUUUGAGCAAGAGCUGAGUGUUCAAGAUAUAUUCCAAAAGGAUCAAGGUGGAAACCCUCAUGUCAACUCAUCUAAAGGAAAUGCCGGCAAUGUUAGGAAAAAAUAAAUUUUCACCAAAAUCAA
This is a messenger RNA of Xenopus laevis (African clawed frog), 1263 nucleotides long. It is a transcript of the gene ccdc190.L, whose product is annotated as coiled-coil domain-containing protein 190. The coding region runs from base 290 to 1246 and encodes 318 amino acids. The record is from RefSeq and is a predicted model, not a curated record. NCBI's taxonomy places the organism in Eukaryota, Metazoa, Chordata, Amphibia, Anura, Pipidae. The transcript is spliced from 4 exons.